CUUAAUAACAGCGACAUUGCAAGUUUAUUUAUAGUGGGUUUGUUUGGAGCGGUGGAAAAGCCCCCUCUCGUCUGCGCGAAUGCGCGUCUCCGUGUCCCGGGGCGGUCCGCGCGCGCUGCGCUGAUGGGGCGGAGAGUUUGAUGCGGUAUCUGUGUCUCCCUCUUUAGGACCAUGAAACACGAUCCCGUCGCGCCGGUGGUGUGGAUAUAAAACAGUCCCGCGAUCACGGGCCUGAUCCGACCCAAAGACAACAGAUAUGAGAAUAAAACCUGCGUGACCGGAGAGUUUAGCAACCUCAACACGUGCUGCGUUAUUAUCACUGAGAUGAGCUGCAGAUCUCCAGAUGAACAUCCAGAAGAUAAGCUGACAUGCUGAUCCUCCUUCAGUGCACUUUAUUUCCAAAAACGAUGCUAUCCCCCGAGAGGAUAGACAGAUAAUGUCGCCAUCGCUUAUUUCUGUUCAAUGAUAGGCUACUUAGGGGCUUUUGCGCAAUUUGAGAAGACCGCAUGGACACAUCAAGUUUGGAAAGGAUUUAAAUCGAUUGAGUUUUUUGAAGAUUUUAUAUAUAUUGCUUCUUUUCUAUGAAACGAUGAGCUCGAUGUUGUUUGGAGAUGAUUUUUGGGGCUCUGCGCCAUCGGAAGCGGUACCCAGAGCGCUGCGCAACGACCUGGGCUCCAACAUCCACGUCCUCAAGACCCUCAACCUGAGGUUCCGCUGCUUCCUCGCUAAAGUCCACGAGCUGGAGAGACGGAACAAACUUCUGGAGAGUCAGCUGAAGGAAGCCACGAGUCAGAGGUAUCAGAGCUUCUUGGUCCGCGAGGUGGGUGUCCAGACCGACUCCCUGGAAUCCAGACUGCCAGGCACCAUCUGGAGUUACAGGCAUGUUUGGAAACAUGGAGAGCGCGUACGGACCGUGCAGGGUCCCGGGGUCACAUGGACUCACCCAGAUGGAGUUGGGGUCCAGAUUGAUACCAUCACCCCAGAGCUGAGAGCCCUGUAUAAUGUUCUGGCCAAAGUCAAACGGGAGAGAGAGGAGUACAGGAUAAAAUGGGAGGAGGAGGUGAUGAGGAGACAACAGAUGGAGUUAAUGAUACAGACGCUACAGGAGAACGUUCACGAGUCUGAAGCCAUUCAGGAUGAGUUGAACGAGAAGAUAGAAAGAUUGAAAGCUGAGCUGGUGGUCUUCAAGAGUCUCAUGAGUGACCAAAUGUCCGACCUCGACUCUAAGAUUCAGGAGAAAGCCAUGAAGGUGGACAUGGACAUCUGCAGGAGAAUAGACAUCACCGCCAAACUGUGUGACGUAGCUCAGCAGAGAAACUCUGAAGAUAUGUCAAAGAUGUUCAGCAUCAGUCCAUCCAGAUCACCAGCAGACAGAGCGGCUGUAGUGUGUCGAAAAAAGGAAAAGAGAACGGUUUCAGAUGAGGAAACUUCAGACAUGGAUGCAGAUCACAGCACCUCAGAGGAAGACGAGAUGAACAUCACAGAUGAGAUGAAACGCAUGCUGGGCAAGCUACAUUCAGAUAACUCGUGUGUUGUUAGGCGGGAUACUUUCGACAUCGAUGACGACUGUGACAGUUUAACGUGGGAGAAUGAUGAUACACUGUUGCUAUGGGAGGACCUUACAAACUACAAUGUACCCUGUGUGCUUAACAACGGCAACGGUGCUGUGGACUGCAACGGAGACGCCAAUGAUCCUGACCGCAGUCUUGGAAAUCUCAUAGAUGAGACUGAAUCCCUCUUCAAGAACAGAGAGCAAGAAUACCAAGAAACCAUUGGACAGAUUGAGAUGGAGUUGGCCACAGCUAAGAGCGAUAUGAACAGACAUCUGCACGAGUAUAUGGAGAUGUGUAGUAUGAAACGAGGGUUGGAUGUUCAGAUGGAGACGUGCAGGAGAAUGAUCAAGGGUGGCAGAAAUUCUCCUUCCUUCAGCUCAUCGGGCAGCAGUGACUCAGGAAACACUGACGAGAUACAGGACGAGUCAGACAGGGAUGGAGAGACCGAUGGGCCAAUCAGCUGAUACCUGCCCAGCCUGGCCCCGCCCUCUCCUCACAAUCAGCUCUCGGGUCUUCCAGCAUUUAGCCAACGGUGUACAGCGGCACCGGUUCAAGGAAAACUGUGGGACAAGGCCCCUCCCACAAACUAAAAUUCCUGUAGGUGCUUUAUAUCGUCUCGGUGUCAGAGCGAGGCGGAGUUCAUGGGGGUUGUUUUGCGCUUCAGUAUCGAUGCGUUACACAGUACAGUAAAAUACAUCACAGAAUACAUUAGGGUUACCAGAUGACCACGAUAACAAACAUCUAGAGAUAUCACUUUACAACUAUAUCCUAAAUGACGUAUGCUUGUCUGCAAAGCGGCUAACACUGCAUUCAAGCUAUUACCUCUAUGAGUGGAAUACACAAAAUUAUAUUUAAAAAAAUAAAUUUUAUAUAAAUAUCAGUAAAUUCUCAUUCGUUUUAAUAUUUGCCAGCAGUUUUUAUUUUUAAGAUGUUUGUUUUUAGGAACAAAGUACAUUGACGUUUAUUCAUUUAGAAGAUGCAUCAGGGUUCCCACGGGUCUUUGAAAUCCUUGAAAGUUUGUGAAUCUUGUGGAAAAAAUUCGAGGCCCUAGGAGGUUUUUGAAAAUAUACAUACAUAGAUACAGAUCAUUGAAAGUGCUUGAAUCUAUUUUAUGCAAAAAAAUCCAUAUUAUUUCCUGUGUAGUGUAGGAUAAUAUCAUACAAAUUCUAGACUGUUUAAGCACGCGUGCUAAACUGUUCGCUUUAAAUGCUUAUAUCUUCUGUGAAUGUUGAUUCAUACCAAAAUGCUUUGUUGCAUGGUUGUGUUUAACACAUGAAAGCGUCUCGGGUUACGUAUGUAACUGUUGUUCUCUGAGAAGGGAACGAGACGCUGCGUCUCCCUUGCCAUACUUCCUGCGUCCCUGUAACGCCGUCUUUGGCAAUAUUUCAGAUAGCGAUAUACUUUCUGGCUCCCGCGUCACCCUGUCUUUGUCGUUAAGCCUCACUAUUGGUUAAAUUUGAUAUACACAUUAAGACGCACUUACCCCUGGAAGCGUCCCCAAAGUAUCACCACAGUGACGCAGCGCGAGUUCCCUCGAGAGGGAACUGUAACAAUGUAUCUUAAAAGGUAACACAAUGUAACCUUGCUCUUACUUGAAAUGUGUCCCCACAAUUACUCCUUGAAUUUGAGGGUAUUAGACCUGAAAAGUCCUUGAAAGGUCCUUGAAGUUAACUAAGGUGUGGGGACCCUGAUGCAUUUAUGCGAUAUACAAGUCAGGAAGCAUUUAACAUUUUGCCUAAAUUGAUAACUUCUAAUACAAUGAUGCCAAUGUUAUCGGGACAUCUGGUCACCCUAAAUACACAAAAAAUCUGAAAUCUGUAGGCAUUAAAUCUUCAUCAGAAACUGGAAAGCCUUUGGUUUGUUAUGAAAGUGAUACACAAGAUUGAAAGUCUGUGUUCCAGACCAAACCAAACAUGAUUUCACUACUUUAUUUUUUCUGCUUUUUUAUAAAACGUCAAAGGUCAACAGUGUGCCGCAGAACCAUUUUGGCCUUUUAAAACCUCAUUGUAAAAGUAACCCUAAAUCGUGAAUACGGAUGACAUGAUGAUUGAUAAGUUCUAUGCAAUGGGUCGGCCUUAUUCCAGAUCUGAUCCGUGUCAACCUGUUUAUUGUCUUCCUGAGUUGCCUGCACGGGUACUUUCAUCUCUUAUGUAAAAUCUUCCUGUGUUUUAACAUGACGACGAGCCAGUGCUGGCACACAAUGUUUACGCACUAAUCUAUAGACAGAAUCUGUGGAACAGUGGUCCGUCAUUUCGAGCUGCUACCAUCACGACAAAAGCUUUUUCUAAGGUUAUACACAUAUCAAUAUCUCAACUAUUACAGAGCUAUGUGCCUAUAUAUAUAUGUUGCAAGUUGAUUUUGGAUGGCCUUACUACUUUGAAAAUGUAUUUGCCUACUGUUUGCACAUUAUAUUUGAUUGGUUUGGGGAUGUACAGGUAUGACUCUGAACUAUACAGAGGGUUUCUUUGCAGAAGUUUUCAGGUGGAGGUUCUGAUUGUAUAUAAAAUACGGCUGUAGCUGAGUAAAACGUCAUCUGUAUGUGAAUUAUGUCCUGAAUAAUUGUAUAUGGGUGUAAGUUACAGCACCAAAGCAUAGGAUGUUGUUCUGAAACUCAGAUUAUGGCCAGCAGAGGACACUGUUCCUUACAGAUUCACAGUCUGUGUUAUGGGAUGUGGUUUAUGAAGCCAGUCUCUGUAUAUAUGAGUUGUGUUGGUAUGCUCAACCUCUGUGGCCUUUGUGUCUUGCUUGAUGUCUUUUGGGUCUUUACAUUUGCAUUUUUGUUUUUAAUGGUCUUGGGUUACAGAAGAUUUUGGUUAUGCAUACUAAUCAUAUAAUCUGAAAUAUGGGGGAUUUAAUCUGAAAGGGUAGCACACUGUAAAAAUGCAGCUUUUUUGUCAAAUUAACAUAUGUUUUUGUGUUACUUUUACUUAAAAAAUUAAAACGUUAUGUCAAUUUAUUGCAGGUAAAAACUUUUUAAUUUGCAAAACCAGGUUGUUUUAACUUCAUGCUGCAUUUUUUACAUUGCAUGGGAUUUUUUAAAAACUUUAUAGGAAAACUGUGGGCAGGCAGAAAAUAGUUUUUUUAUUUGCUUUAAAAAAUAUAGCUAAUUUAUUUAGCUAAAAGAUUGAUUGUUACUCACAGUGACAAUUUCGUAUAGUCUGUAAAUCUUGUCUGUUUGCUAUUUUGCUGGUGGAUAUGAAAUAAUAGUUGGCGAAUCAGAUUUCAUAAUCUAUCCAGGAUGAGAAAAUCUGGCGUUUGAAUUUUAUAAAAAUGUCUGUUUUUAUAAUGUUCAGGGUAACCAGGUGUCAUGGGUGCAUUCCCCUGGAAAAAUGAAACAUGCACUGAUAGAGUUCAUUAUUUACAAUGUUUAUUUUUAUUGUUUAUA
Molecule: messenger RNA, 4938 nt
Organism: Paramisgurnus dabryanus
Lineage: Eukaryota; Metazoa; Chordata; Actinopteri; Cypriniformes; Cobitidae
Gene: iffo2b
Product: intermediate filament family orphan 2b
Source: RefSeq, a predicted model, not a curated record